AUGCAUAGAACGCAGUCUUUUUGUUCUUUUUUUGUGUUUCAUCGGUCUUUCUUUUGUAAGGCAUGGUCCCGCGUCAGUCCAUGUGUUGCUGGGAAGGGCGCUGCCACUUAUUUGCAAGCGUCGAGCACCAUGAAGAGACAUGCAUCCCAGCGGACCGUUAACAAUGGAGAGGGUGAAACUUCGCCGACGGUGGAUGUAGACUCUCGCCAGAAAGCUACCGAGAGGCGGCUACGUGACGAGUUGGCGGAUGUCACGAAGCAGCUUGAACAAGCGCGUGAAAUUGUUUGUGAGCUUCUGAAGUUUGUAGACAGAAAGCGAUAUGCCGCUCAGCUCUCCGCGUUGGAGAAAAACAUGAUGGGUGGUGGUGGUUUGUUUCUGACAACCACUGCUGCUGAACUGGAGAAGGCACUGCGGACACCUGGAUCCCGUAUUGUUCUUCUUGAAAACCAUCAUUAUGUGUUGGAAACGAGCGGCCCGAUAAAGAUUUCCCGCACCCACGUUUCAAUUUUGGGCAACAAUGCCACAAUCGAGGGAAGUAUAAGCUUAACGCACAAUGCAACUUUGGAUGCGUGCGAUGUUACUUUUUUGGGUUUGAAAAAUGUAUCGGAUGAGGAUGAGGUGGAUGGUAAAGCUUGGAACUGCACGUCUCUUCUUCCGUGUAUAGAAGUGACGCAGAACUCCAGGGUGUACCUAAGAAACUGCCGUCUUGUUGGAGGUCGUGACGGCCUGUACCUUGGCAUUGAGUCUGAGGUGCAGCUGAGAAACGUGGCAAUCUCCGAUUGUAUUCGAGGGAUUUACGAGGGUGUCGGUUGCAGGGCUUUUUUCUCAGGCUGCACGAUGACGGGGAACUGUUUCCAUUUGGUACUUCUUGGUGAGGACCGCGAGGCGCACGUGGAAGCCUUGACGGCACCGAAUAAAUCUGAUGGCACGACUGAAAAUUCUGAAAUAUUGGUACGCUUUUCUGAUACGUCCGAUUCGGGGAAAAAAAGAACUCGUGCGGACAUUGCAGUGGAUCAUAAUCCCAUUACCGACGUGUAUGCGAAAUGUAUUCACGGGGGCAAAAGGGUAGAAUUGCCUGAAGAGUUGGCCACUUGUGGCCUUUCGGACCCCGUGUAUUGA
Molecule: messenger RNA, 1119 nt
Organism: Trypanosoma cruzi
Lineage: Eukaryota; Euglenozoa; Kinetoplastea; Trypanosomatida; Trypanosomatidae
Exons: 1
Coding region: 1-1119 (372 amino acids)
Source: RefSeq, a predicted model, not a curated record